UACUUGCAGAAAAAGAACACACACAAAACCCGAGUUCAUAGACCCGCGACGCGUCCGAGUUCCAGACUUCCAGUUGGGGUUGUCGCCGUCGUCGUCGGUCAUUUCGCUCGUAAUUUUGUCUCAAUUUUGUUGUGCGUGCGGCCGUCGAUUGAGAGGUCGGGUGGAGUUGUGGCGUCUGAUUAGUGGUUUUUUCUUAUUGGAUCAGCCGUGAAUGAGCGGAGCUGAUUUGGAUUUCGGAAGCUGAGUUGAUUGUUUGAUGAUCCUGUUGUCUCUCAAGGCUGACUGAUUGUAGGGUGAUGGGGAUCUCAUUGUCGAAUACACUUGUAAAAAGUAUCACCAGUCUUCUACAAUUAUCGUCGUGUGAAGGCAUAACUUAUGAUCCAGCCUGGAAAUAUUAUGAGAAGGUUGAAGAGAUGCUUAAGUUUUUGAAGCAGAUUCUGGAUGCCAUUGUUCACUAUGAAUUUUCUUCGAAUGAAAGCCUUGAGAAAGAAUUCAAGGGGCUCUGCCAAUCAGUUGAUGAAUUGAGGGAAAUAUUUGAAAACUGGCAACCUCUAAUGAGUAAAGUUUACUUUGUUUUACAAGUUGAAUCACUUACGGAGAAGGUUCAAGCUCAAGCUUUGCAAAUUAUUGAGCUAAUUAGCUCCUCAGAUGACUGCAUCCCGGCAGAAAUGGACAAUUCAUCACUGGAGCAAUGUGCAGCGAAGAUUAAGCAUAUGGGAUUGGAAGAAACAUCAUCUAUUAUUAUGGAAGCUGUGAAGGACCAUACAGAGGGUUCUGGAGCCAGCUCAGAGAGCUUGGCUAAGAUUGCCGAUAGACUGAGCUUGAAAUCAAAUCAGGAACUUUUGAUCGAAGCUGUUGCACUUGAGAAGCUUAAAGAAAAUGCCGAACAGGCUGAAAAGAUUGCCGAGAUCGAGUUCUUAGAACAAAUGAUUUCUCUAGUCACACAUAUGCAUGAUCUCCUUGUUAUAAUGAAGCAGUCCCAAGCCUGCAAUCCCGUCCCGAUUCCUCCGGAUUUUUGCUGUCCUCUUUCGCUCGAGCUCAUGACAGAUCCUGUUAUUGUGGCAUCCGGGCAAACGUAUGAACGGGCCUUCAUAAAGGAGUGGAUAGAUCUUGGCUACACUGUUUGUCCGAAGACACGGCAACCUCUGGCUCACACGAAUCUUAUUCCAAACUACACUGUCAAGGCUCUGAUUGCGAACUGGUGUGAAUCGAACAAUGUGAAGCUGCCCGAUCCUACAAGAUCUACCAACUCAAAUCAGCCUUCGUCUCUACUUGCCAAUGCCGAGUCUGUUGGAAUUCGAAGGGUUAAUAGUUCCGGAACACCAGAACGGUCUUUAGGCUCCCCAUUAAGAAGCUCAAUUCCAUCUGUGGCAGCACAGAGGCAGAGAACAUCUCCGUCCCAUCCUCGUUCAUUGUCGGAAGAAUCUUUGACACAGGCUGCCAUGAACGGAAAUGUUAUGGACACAGAAAGGGUGUCACCGAGAAGUUCUGAAGACAGGUCGGAUCACUCAGGAGAGAGAAAUUUGAGACUCAGUGGUUCACUCUUGACUUCCCCAUCCCGAAACGGUGUUGUCGGUUCUGAUGAACGGUUAUCACAAAGCCACAACCGAACCAAUUCUGCCUCCAGCACUCAUUCGAAUCUGUCGCAAGGAACAGCAGCAGACAGCCAUGAACGGGCAUCUCAAGCCGAUCCCUAUGUCAGCGAUGCCUCGGGGGAGCUUGCCCCUGAGCCGCAACCCCCUGCCAAUCCCGGCGUCACACAUAGAGAGCCUGAUUUCCCGUAUAGGCUCGAUCCAAGAGCUCGGGGAAAUUCAUUUUGGCGGAGGUCGUCGGGAUUUGCUCCAAGAAUAGUUUCUUCUCCUACUGUCGAAAUGAGGGCUGAGCUUCUAGAAGUUGAAAGCCAAGUUAAACAGCUGGUCGAGGACCUUAAGAGCAAUUCGUUCGAAGUGCAGAGAAAGGCUGCAUAUGAAAUCAGGCUGCUAGCGAAGCAUAACAUGGACAACCGCAUAAUAAUUGCGAAUUGUGGGGCUGUUAGCCUGUUGGUUAAUCUUCUCCGCUCGACAGAUCCGAUAGUACAGGAGAAUUCCGUUACUGGACUUCUCAACCUAUCGAUCAACGACAACAACAAAAACGCCAUUGCGAAUGCCGAGGCUAUCGAUCCUUUGAUUCAUGUGCUCGAGACGGGAAGCCCUGAAGCACGGGAGAAUGCUGCAGCUACUCUAUUCAGUCUUUCGGUGAUCGAAGAGAAUAAAAUCAAGAUCGGCAGGUCGGGCGCAAUUAAGCCUUUGGUCGAUUUAUUGGGGAACGGAACUCCUAGAGGCAAAAAAGACGCUGCUACGGCUUUAUUCAAUCUGUCAAUUAAUCACGAGAAUAAGGCACGGAUUGUGCAGGCAGGUGCUGUGAAGCACCUGGUUGAGUUAAUGGACCCUGCUUUUGGUAUGGUCGACAAGGCAGUUGCCGUAUUAUCGAAUCUUUCCACUAUUCAUGAGGGCCGUGUGGCGAUUGGACAAGAAGGAGGAAUCCCUGUCCUGGUUGAGGUUGUGGAACUCGGGUCGGGAAGGGGUAAGGAGAACGCUGCGGCUGCCCUUCUGCAGCUGUGUACUAAUAGCAAUCGAUAUUGCCAUAUAGUCCUUCAGGAAGGUGCAGUUCCUCCUCUAGUGGCAUUGUCCCAGUCAGGCACCCCAAGAGCCCGAGAAAAGGCUCAGCAAUUGCUUGGAUACUUCAGAAACCAACGCCACGGAAAUAAUGGUAGGGGUUGAUAUGUGUUUCUUGCUUGCUUGCUUUCUUUCUUUCAACUUUUAUUUAUGUCUUCGUAUACUGAGUUAUUUGUUGAGCUCUACUUUCUUUGUUCCUCGUGUGUAAAUUAUGUGUUGUGCCAAUAUUUGGUUUUUAUAUAAUUUGCUUCUUCAUCAGUUUCA
Messenger RNA from Andrographis paniculata, 2918 nucleotides. Its product is annotated as U-box domain-containing protein 4. Gene Ontology annotation, molecular function: ubiquitin-protein transferase activity; protein binding. The transcript has 6 exons. Gene Ontology annotation, cellular component: nucleus; cytoplasm. The coding region runs from base 297 to 2759 and encodes 820 amino acids. NCBI's taxonomy places the organism in Eukaryota, Viridiplantae, Streptophyta, Magnoliopsida, Lamiales, Acanthaceae. Gene Ontology annotation, biological process: protein ubiquitination. The record is from RefSeq and is a predicted model, not a curated record.